AUGGUUGGUACCUUUGCCGCUCGUUCCUGCCUCGGAGGUACAACCAGAUUGUGCGCCUGCUAUGCUCCCUCGAGUACAACGUAAACAUCUCAUUAAGGCUGGUAUCACUUCAAAGGCGCGGUAGUGUUACGGAUAACGCCAGUAAAUUACGUUGCGCAAGUACCGCGCCAGGGCUACCCCAGUCAGGAACAAGGGUCUUGAUUCCGGAUAAAUUACCUACUGUUACUUCGUGCCUACUUCCCCUUAUGGAAAUUGACUUCAGAGCCGUCCAUCGUGAUGGUCGAUGGGAGAUGGAAAUCUCAAAGUCACCAUGGCCCACGGCAUCGGCUGUCACUGCGACAUUACCAGGCCAUCGCAGUCGUCGUCGUCGUUGUCUCUUUACUAACCUGACCGCCGCUGUUGUUGUUGCCGUUCUCGCCCUCGUCCCACUCACCAUCUUCGUGGUAUCUCGUGCUUCUGGAAUACGCUUAGACGACGCCAACGAUAGCGGCAGCAGCUUCGCCUCCAAGUUUCUCCACCUUGUCCACCUUGUCCACAUGCCUGAUACUGCUGCUGCCAUGGCGCUACGAUCUCUCCUAACAGCCGGCACGCUCGCCUUUGGUCUCCCGAGCGCCACCUCGGCCUCGCUUCUGUAUGUGUCGUCCUACGCCGGCACCAUCACCACCUUUAAUCUGUCAUUAUCCAACUUGGACCACGCCACCGAAGCACACCUGCAGCCCAUCGCAUCUUCGGACGGCUGUGCGCCUAACCCCUCAUGGCUGACCCUUGACUACUCCAACUCCACCCUCUACUGCCUUGACGAGGGCCUCAGCUCGAGGAACGGCAGUCUGUCUUCUUACAGUACCGCCGACGACGGAACCCUGGUUCGGUUAGACAAGGUCACCACCAUCCUUGGCCCUGUGAGCGGUGUCAUCUAUGGCACCGGCGGUCGAGGUCUAGCCCUCGCCGAGUACUCGGGGUCCUCGGUGAGCUCGUUCUCCAUUUCGGAUCCAGCCGCUCUUGCACCAAUCCAAAGCGAUACGUUCACUAUCCCCCAACCUGGGGUGGACCCCAUACGCCAAAACGCCCCGCACCCCCAUGAGGCCUUCCUUGACCCUACUGGCCAGUUCCUUCUCGUGCCCGACCUUGGUGCUGAUCUGGUUCGCGUCUUCUUGCUUGAUGGCGAAACUCUCGAGCGGACCGCCGUUGCACCGCUGGUUGCGGCCCCUGGCAGUGGGCCAAGGCACGGCGUCUUCCUCGUGACUGAAACCAACACCUUCCUCUACCUGGUCUCCGAGUUGACUAGUACCAUAACCGUCUACGAUGUGCUCUACAACCAGAACAAGACCCUCGGCUUUAACGAGGUGUACAUCACAAGCAUCUAUGGAGAGGGAGCCUCAACCCCCAAAGGGGCAACUGCCUCGGAGAUCCAGAUAUCGCCCGACUCCAAGUUCCUGAUUGUGGCAUCCAGAGAUGACGGACGAUUGAAGAUCCCAAGCUUUGACCCCGAGGACUCGACGGAGAUCCCGUCCGAUCCCCUCCUGAAUUUCUCCCUGGAUCAUUGCACUGGGGCUCUGAGCUUGGUCCAAACCUUCCCCGCAGGGGGCAUAGGCCCUCGGCAUUUCUCGCUCAACAAAGCCGGCAAUCUCGUCGCCGUUGGCCUGCAGAAGGACGGGCGUGUCGUGGUCAUCGACCGGGACACCGAGACCGGCGAACUGAAGGGGUUCCUCGCCAGUGCUGAUGUCGAGGGCGAGGUCACUUGUGCCAUCUUCGACGAAUAAAUGACCCACUUUGAUACAGAUCCCCGGAAUGGGAGAUCUGGUUGCAUAUGUUCACUAGAUAAUACAUACCUAUAUUGCAUAGUCACAUCUCCUAGCAAUUCUCUUAUGAUCCUCGCAUGAG
Molecule: messenger RNA, 1881 nt
Organism: Phialemonium atrogriseum
Lineage: Eukaryota; Fungi; Ascomycota; Sordariomycetes; Cephalothecales; Cephalothecaceae
Product: Lactonase, 7-bladed beta-propeller-domain-containing protein
Exons: 3
Coding region: 246-1760 (504 amino acids)
Molecular function (GO): protein binding; 6-phosphogluconolactonase activity
Source: RefSeq, a predicted model, not a curated record